UUUGACGCCUUGCCGUUGCCCAUCCUCUGUGCUUCUUGCAAGCCAAUCAAAGGGGCACGUUUGAAAGCCGGCGGAGGCGGGGUCGGAAAAGGCGGGCGCGUUUCUGUUCCUCGGCGCCUUCCUCAGCAUGGAGGACGUGGUGGCCAAGUAUGUGUCCCAGAAAGUCAGCAAGACUCGCUGGCGACCUCUCCCUGCUACCGCACUGCAACCUCCCGAGAUCUUCGUUACCGGCUCGUGGGACAACGAGGAAAAUAAUAUUUCCGUUUGGUCUGUUGGAGACUUUGAAGGCUUGGGCCUGAGUGCAGAUUAUCAUGGAGAACCACAUCUACUAUGUGAUAUCCAGCACAGCGGUGAUGUUAUGGAUUUGCAGUUUCUGGAUCAGGAAAGAAUUGUGGCUGCUUCAUCCACUGGAAGUGUGACUGUAUUCAAGCAUCAUCAAAAUAAUGAGACUCUGUCAGUAAGCCGGAAAUGGGAGAAGGCACAUUACUAUAAUCCAUCAUAUAGUAGUGCAUCAUGCACUGGGAUAAUCUGUAACAGUCCUGAAAUCUUCAGUGUUGGAGAAGACGGCAAAAUAAAUUUGUUCACACCGGAACGUAUCGAUGCUGUUCGUACAAUUGACAAUGCUGACAGUAGUACUCUUCAUGCUAUUACAUGCCUUCGCACAACUGAGAUCCUGACAGUUAAUUCUAUUGGUCAGCUCAAAAUAUGGGAUUUCAGACAGCAAGGAAAUGAGCCAUCACAAAUAUUUUCAUUAACAGGGGAGAGAGUUCCCCUACACUGUGUUGACAGGCAUCCCAAUCAACAACACAUUGUAGCUACAGGCGGCCAAGAUGGAGUGCUGAGUAUUUGGGAUGUAAGGCAAGGGAGCAUGCCAGCUUCCUUACUAAAUGCUCAUGAAGCAGAAGUGUGGGAAGUACACUUUCACCCUUCCAGUCCUGACCAUCUGUUCACUUGUUCAGAAGAUGGAUCUCUGUGGCACUGGGAUGCAUCCUUGGAUGUAUCCGGAAAAAAAUCUCUGCUGUAUACAGGUGGGAGAAGCAGUACAUUUCUGUCUCACAAUGCAGUUAACCAGUCUAUAAUGACUCCUUGGCUAAGCAGUGAUCCUACUAAAGACCGCAUAGAGACUACCAAUUUAAUUUCAAGUCCAACACUAUCUGUUAAUAGUUUAGAUGUUUUAGGAUCAUGUCUUGUAUAUGGAACUGAUGCAGAAUCUAUUUAUGUUAAAAAAAACCUCUUUGCAUGAUUUUUAUUCAACUAAACUGUUCAAAUGCUAUUACUGUAGUUGCACUUUUUAAAUCUGAAUCCACAAUACUUUAAUGCAGCCAUUACCAUAGGGACAUGAUUUGAAAUCAGAUGAAAUUUAAUUUAUAAUAAUCUUGAGGUGACUACCUAUGUGGACUUUUCAAAAAUUAAGAAACUGCCAUUUCAUUAUUAAGAAAAAGUGAUCCUGGCUUCCAAAAAGUAAUCUAGUGGUUACAAAUACAAAUCAGGUAGCCAUAUUCAGUAACUGGAAAUUGAAAUGCAAGCACAUGAAAUCUUACACCUACUACAGUUUUCAACUUCUAGAAGAAACUUUUGUAUAGUUCACAUUGUUGCUCUUCUCCUUGGUUUUUAUAAUCUUUUUGAACAGUCGUUAUUAUGGCUUGUUCAGAAGUUGUUAUGGCUUGUUAAGAUUGAAUUGUGAGAUCUCUUUAAAAACAGCACCUUCAUGGCCUACAUAGCCUGUCUUGAGAUGACCACUAUUGUGAGUGACAGAAUUGUUAGACAGAUUUUUUUCUUAGGACUUUCUUACUCUGGAAGUGUGCUUAAGUUCAAAGACUUGGUGAAUUUUUUUCCCAGGAUUCUUGAUACUGAGGAGAUAUUUUGUAUUGUUUUUACUAAACCGUCACUAAAAGUU
Sphaerodactylus townsendi is the source of this 1897-nucleotide messenger RNA. It is a transcript of the gene NUP43, whose product is annotated as nucleoporin 43. The record is from RefSeq and is a predicted model, not a curated record. The coding region runs from base 128 to 1243 and encodes 371 amino acids. The transcript has 8 exons. Gene Ontology annotation, molecular function: protein binding. Gene Ontology annotation, cellular component: nuclear pore outer ring. NCBI's taxonomy places the organism in Eukaryota, Metazoa, Chordata, Lepidosauria, Squamata, Sphaerodactylidae.